AGUUAUUAUAGGAGAAAGCUUAAAAAGAGAAGGGCAAGGCGGAGUGAAGAAGAAUAGAGGGAGAAGAUGCUGUCGGCAGCGUUCGAUUCAAGGUCGGUGCAGCUGAUCCUGGUGGGGCUUCUCCUCAUGAUCGCUUCCUUCUAUGCCGGCACUCUCUUCGGCCCUAAACCCUCCUCCGUCGUCGUCCAACCCAACCAUGUCACCUCCUCAUCAUUUGCAGGUGAACUGCAGUUCAAAAAUAGAGUUGCUCUUACAUAUAGAACAAAAUCAAUCAUCAUUCCGGAAAGUGGGGUGAAUGUAUGCCCUCUGGAAUACAAUGAAUAUAUUCCUUGUCAUGAUAGAACUUAUAUAAAGAGCAUACUUCAAAAUUUAGAUAUCUCUAGGAAAGAAGAGCUUGAAAGCCAUUGCCCACCGCCUGAGAAGCGAUUAUUUUGCUUGGUUCCCCCGCCUAAUGAUUAUAAGAUACCAAUAAAAUGGCCAACUAGUAGGGAUUAUGUUUGGCGCAGUAAUGUCAAUCAUUCGCAUCUUGCUGAAGUCAAAGGAGGGCAAAAUUGGGUGCAUGAGAAGGCUAAGCUCUGGUGGUUCCCUGGUGGGGGUACUCAUUUCAAGCAUGGCGCUUCUGAGUACAUUGAAAGGUUAGGAAAUAUGACAACUAAUGAGACAGGUGAUUUACGCACCGCAGGAGUGGUUCAAGUGUUGGAUGUUGGUUGUGGUGUUGCCAGCUUUUCAGCUUAUCUACUGCCAUUAGACAUUCAGACAAUGUCUUUUGCUCCCAAUGAUGGCCAUGAAAAUCAGAUUCAAUUUGCUUUAGAGCGAGGAAUUAGUGCCAUGAUUUCUGUAUUGGCCACAAAACAAUUACCGUUACCCCGAAACUCAUUUGAAAUGGUUCAUUGUUCACGGUGCCGUGUUGACUGGCAUGAAAAUGAGGGUAUACUGCUCAAAGAAGUGGAUCGCCUUUUGAGACCAAAUGGAUACUUUGUGUACUCAGCUCCUCCUGCCUAUCGAAAAGACAAAGAUUACCCACUUAUCUGGGAGAAACUGAUAAACUUGACAACAGCUAUGUGCUGGAAACUCAUUUCUCAACAGGUCCAGACUGCUAUAUGGCUGAAACCAGAUAAUGAAUCAUGCCAGCUACAGAAUUCUGAGAAAAAUCUAUUGACUAUAUGUGAGCCUGUAGAUGAUUCUAUGCCAUCAUGGAAAACUCCAUUAAGAAACUGUCUGUGGGCAAACACUGAGCAGUCAUAUAUUCAGAAACUCCCUCCUAGACCUGACCGCCUUUCAGUAUACUCCAAAAGUCUGGAGAAAAUAGGAGUUACUCCAGAAAGUUUUGAUCAAAACACUAGAUUUUGGCAAGAACAAGUCCAGCAGUAUUGGAGAUUAAUUGGUGUCAACAAGAUGGAGAUCCGAAAUGUUCUGGACAUGAAUGCUUGUUAUGGUGGAUUUUCUGUGGCAUUGAGUACCUUGCCCAUGUGGGUGAUGAACAUAGUUCCAGCAACAAUGAGAAACAGCUUGUCUGCUAUAUAUGAUCGUGGACUAAUUGGUGUAUUUCAUGACUGGUGUGAGCCUUUCUCAACAUACCCACGUACAUAUGAUCUGCUGCAUGCCUUUCAUCUUUUCUCCCAUUAUAAAGGUCAUGGGGAAGGUUGCUUGAUGGAAGAUAUCAUGCUAGAGAUGGACCGGAUACUUCGCCCUCAGGGUUUUGUCAUCAUAAGAGAUGAUGAAUCUAUUAUCUCAAGAAUCAGAGAUCUUGCACCAAAGUUCCUUUGGGAUGUCACAACUCAUAAGCUGGAAAAUGAGGACAAGAAAAUGGAGCCUGUGCUGAUUUGCAGGAAGAAGUUUUGGGCUAUCGUAUGAGCUUGCAGCUGCAUGCCAAAAUUGAUGGGGCACCAGGUUUUCGAGCUUCAAAUUUAUCCUGUCUAGAUUCAUUUGGAUUAUAAAUCCUUAUAAUUUGACAAAGGGGCAACAAAUAAGUUCCAACAUAUCUGUGCAGAUAAGUUUUGGCUAUAGUUUGAGGUACGCUAUCAUUCAAUAGCAUGCAGCUCCUCCCAACCUAACGCAGGGUGCACAUGUAAUGGCUUAGCAAGUUGUAGUUAAGUGUAGCUAGACCUUCUAUUCUUUUAUUGGUAUGUACUCUUUUUUUUAUUUUUAAACCUGUCUAUGACUCACGUAGAACGAAGUUCUCUCUAGCUAGGUUGAAGGAAACAAAUUUGCUGUCAUUCUGUGUGUAUAUUAUCUGAUGUUCUUAAAAAUGCUUAUUUUCUUAGCCAUGGAGGAGUUAAAUUCAGUCUAAAUGCAGCCGAGUGAUGGAUCAUCUUCAUAUUUCA
This is a messenger RNA of Elaeis guineensis (African oil palm), 2324 nucleotides long. NCBI's taxonomy places the organism in Eukaryota, Viridiplantae, Streptophyta, Magnoliopsida, Arecales, Arecaceae. The record is from RefSeq and is a predicted model, not a curated record.